Messenger RNA from Lactuca saligna, 1849 nucleotides. NCBI's taxonomy places the organism in Eukaryota, Viridiplantae, Streptophyta, Magnoliopsida, Asterales, Asteraceae. The record is from the annotation of a GenBank genome assembly.
UUAUAUUAGAAAAGAACUUAUAAAUAAUAUUUAAAUAUUCAUUUCAAUUAAUUAAUCAAAAAUUAGUAACUAUGUUUGAUAAUAAAAUGCUAUUUUUGAGUGAAUGUUUUUUAAAGAUAUACCCAAUUAUAACAUUGUGCUAUAAAAAUAAAAUACUAUUUUUGAGUGAGAAUUUUCAUCAUAUACCCAUUAUAUACAUACAUCUUAAUAUUUAAUCUCCUUUUUCCCCUUUACAAUCGGGUUCUAAAUCAUCUAACACAAACUAUGUGGGUUAAAUUUAAAAGAAAAAACACUCGGGGCAUUAAAACAUAACAUCUACCAAAUGCAUUCAUCUUAAUUACAUAAGUUGUUUAAAUAUAGAUAUAUCCAAACAUCAUAAUACAACUAAGGACAAAGUACACGAAUGGUCCCUAUGGUUUAGUGUUUGUUACGCGCCUAGUCCCUAACUCCAUUUUUUAACCAUGCCAAUCCUUAAUAGUUUGGUUUAGUGCACGGAUAGUCCCUCAUCUAACAUUCCGUUUGAUUUUGGAGUUAAAACCCCCACGUGCCUUGCACGUUGAGGGGUAUUUCCGUCAUUUUACUUAUUCAUCCUACCGCCAGUUUAAGAAAUCGAUGCGUUCAAUUAAACGAUCAUACUCUACAUUACACAAUCGUAUACCCAAAAAAACACACAACUUUGUGCAAAAUCCUUACGUGAAAACCCUAGUAUCGACGACUGCAAGAACAAAGAAUUGCAAUGGUUUCUUGGCACAUUCGUGGUGAAAUGGAUGAAAUCGACGUUGAUCAAAGUUAUGCUGGACAUCCGACAAUGUUUUCAAUAAGAAUGCACCAUGGAGGUGAGUUUACAAGCUUUCCUGGAAGGAAGUAUAUUCGUGGGAAGAAAACAUUUGUUGAUUUACUGGACAUUGAUACCUUUUCCGUUCAUGACAUUGAUGAGAUGAUGGAAGACCUAGGGUAUGCUUCAAUAGGUAAACCACUUUACUAUCACUUUCAAAGGCCUUUAGGCGAUUUAGAUUUUGGGUUAUUCGCUUUAGCUAGUGAUGAAGAUGUUCGUUAUUUGGGGAGUUUUGUGGCUAAGCAUAAGUUAAUUGAGGUAUAUAUAGAGCAUGACAAAACUACUCUGCACACCUAUUUAAUGUCCCCAACCCACAGUAAAGUUCGUAUAACGGAGAUUACUGAACCUCCAUCUUGUUCAAAGACACUGUUCCUGGAGUGGCAUAGCACACCUGCUGUUGACUUGGAGGAUGACAUGGAUCACAUGGAGAAAGAAUCGGGUAAUGAUCCUACACCCACUGGUCAUCUGGAGAAGGAUUUGGGUAAUGAUGCUACUGUCACUGAUCAUAUGGAGAAUGAUUUGGGUAAUGAUGCUACUCUCACUGAUCAUAUGGAGAAUGACUUGGUUAAUGAUGCUAAUGACUUUGGUAAGUUUGGUGAGUUAGAGAGUGACAAUGAUGAAAGUGAUGAUAGUGAUUUUUUUGUGGACAUUGAAAAUAUAUUGGAUGAUAUUAAUGUGGAUAUGCAAGAUUUUGAAAUGAAUAUCGACAAAGAUGUGGAAUGGGUUGGAGGGUCGUCUAACACUGUGGUUGAUGAAGGCACACAGGAUGAAGCUUUAGAGGUGAUUAACACUGACUUUUUAGCAUCUGAUUCAUCAUCAGAUGAGGGGAUUAAUGGUCAAAGAAAGAAAUCAAUAAGAGCAAUUCAAAGGGCACAUGAGAAUGAUGAAGCACUUGUUAGUGAACCCUUCUAUAUUUUUCAAAAAUUUGGUUCAGCAAAGGAGUUUAAGGAUAAGGGUCCAUUUCCAGGACAAAUUCUUUCAGCCGUGGGACUAGAUGACAAAAGGGUAUUCUAA